This is a messenger RNA of Terrapene triunguis (Three-toed box turtle), 1228 nucleotides long. Its product is annotated as C-C motif chemokine 21c-like. The coding region runs from base 81 to 431 and encodes 116 amino acids. Lineage: Eukaryota; Metazoa; Chordata; Testudines; Emydidae. Gene Ontology annotation, cellular component: extracellular region. Gene Ontology annotation, biological process: neutrophil chemotaxis; cellular response to type II interferon; inflammatory response. The record is from RefSeq and is a predicted model, not a curated record. Gene Ontology annotation, molecular function: chemokine activity; CCR chemokine receptor binding. The transcript has 4 exons.
GGCAGCAUCUCAGCUCUGCCUGCUCCUGAGCCACAGGACGCCUCCGCCUGCCUGAUCGCCCUGCCCCAUCGCUGGCCAGAAUGACCCUCCGCAUCCUGCUGCUGCUGGCGGCUGCCCUGUGCAGCUGCAAGGCCCAAGGGAGCGAGAACCAGGCGUCCGACUGCUGCCUGAGCCACAAGAAUCGUCCCAUCCCGCUCCGUCUCCUCUCCGCCUACAGAAUCCAGAGUCCCGAGACAGGCUGCCGGCUCUCAGCUAUUGUGUUCAUCACCAAGAAGAACAGGAAUCUCUGUGCCCCGCCCAGUGCUCGCUGGACCAUUGACCUGAUGGAGAAACUGGAUGGGAAAAAAGGACAAAGCACAGCGGUCGGCGCCGUGAAACAUGUCCGCUCGAAGGGAGCUAAGCACCGCAAGCAGAGGAAGCCCCAGCACUAAGAGGGCACCGGCCGUCCCCGCCCCGGCGCCUGCCUGCCUGCUCAGUUGACCUCCGCAGAGCCCCCCGGACUGCAAGCAAAGGAGACCUGGCUGAUGCCUGCCCUGGGUGUGGAGGGCUUGGCUUGGGGCGGUGUGUGAUUUCCCCUGGAGAUGCUGCACCUCCUGACCGCGUGCUGCCUCCUGCUAAGCAUCUGUCACGCCGCGACUCCCUCCCGCGGCUCCCGGCCAAGCUCAUAUCCGCGGCUUGACCCCCCGCCCCCCCGACCUUUGCAUGAAAAGCCAGAGGCUGCUGCUGCUGAACACGCCUUUCCUCAGGGCCAGCUCCAGCGAGGUCGAAGGGAGCACGUGCCCUGACCGCCGGGGGCUAUUAGUCAGCGCCUAGGUAACCCUAUAACCCUGCUCCCCUCCCGCUGCCUCCACCACUGUGGGCAGGGCCAGUACCUCUCCCAGAGGGAGAGAUGUUUGCCCACAGAGCCUCGAGACAAGGACUUUGGUUAAUUAAGUUCCAUGCAGAUAUAUGGUUGUCAUGAAAAGAUACCCAGGGCUUAGUAAUACCAGCAAAGACUGCAGGCUGGCUGGACUAGCAAGUCCUUAUUGCUUCUCUCAAGCGCGCUUAUCUGGUUUGAUUGCUUUAUUAGGUGGCUCUUUCAGACUGUAUUAAGAAACUGUGACGUCCUAGCUACUGCAGGACAUGCUAUGCAGGAGCUCUGCCCUGCACGACGCGCUGUGCCCUCGCCUCGCCGGGAACGCACAGCCGAUCGCGAGAUGAAUUCAAGUCAAUAAAAAUGAUUUAAAAC